Microdochium trichocladiopsis is the source of this 2876-nucleotide messenger RNA. Its product is annotated as heterokaryon incompatibility protein-domain-containing protein. The transcript has 3 exons. The record is from RefSeq and is a predicted model, not a curated record. The coding region runs from base 1 to 2472 and encodes 823 amino acids. Lineage: Eukaryota; Fungi; Ascomycota; Sordariomycetes; Xylariales; Microdochiaceae.
AUGUUGUCCCACUCCUCUGAAGCGGAGCCUUUGUGCGCCAGCUGCCAGGCAAUUACCUUCAAGCGAUCCGCCGUCGUCCCACCAGCGGCGCCACGGAAUGCCAAUCGAUCCGCCACCACGGCCAAGCGGGCUAGCGGUAGUUUCCGCAUUUCUAAUUCAACCUCUUCGGAUGAUGAUGAAGAUGGCAGCAGAGAGGUGGUCCACGGUGGUGGUGAUGGUGGUGGCGGUGAUGAUGAUGACGACAACUGCAUUGCAGACGUGAAAGCAGGGACCAAGAUCCCGCCAGCAAGGGCCUCAUCACACUCCACGCCGACAGUGUCCUACGUGCUCCAUGAGACACGGCAGUCUUUCCUUGACUCGCUCUCACAAGGGUGCCGCUUCUGCCUGCUGAUCAGCAGCCAGCUCGUCAGGAAUGACAAACUGGGGAGACAGAACGGUGGAGAUUCUUCGCCAGACCCUGCGCAGAGGCUGCGCACGAUCAGAGGCAGAUCUCACAGCAGCAGCGGCAAGCAUGGCCGCGUCUUUGGCGGUUCGCGGUCGAGUCGCCCUGGGCUAGGAAAGCCACUGGGCGAUGAUGCUGCCGCUAAUAGGCCAGCGACUGGUGGAGGGACGGGAGCAACAGGGGCCAAUGACCCAUGGGCCGAGCUGGGCGGCAAUUUCAUGAUUCUGCGACGCAGCUGGCCUAUCCACAGCCACAGUAGUGGGCAUGUUGUGAGGAGUGAUGUUGUUGAACAGCAACCACAACAAAAGUCCCAGAAACCACGACACCAUAAGCUCGCCGGCCAAGGUUCGGCAUUACGUGAAGAACAAGGGCCCGGAACAGAAAACGAGAUAACGUUGAUGGAACACUCUGCUGCAACGGCCGAUGUCCACGUCUGGAGCCCGGCCGGUAGUGCUUGUCUGCGCGUAAUCGAUGAAUUGCCAUCCGACUAUGAAAAAGUCUACCACAGUUCCGUAGGAAAUUCUGAUCACAAUCGAAAGAAACGAAAGCACAAAGAGAUUGAUUUCAACGGCCAAACGGACGACGCAGAUCCCGCUGCCGGUCCACACCUUGUCGUCAAAGACAGUACCGGCUCGGAGACAAACAUGGCUCUGGCACGUCUCUGGCUCAAAGACUGUCUUGCACAACACCACUUCUGCAGAACGGGCGUGUCAUCUGGCCAACGCCUCCCACGGCGGCUGAUUGAUGUUGGUAAUCCACAGCGACCCUUCCUACUGAACGUCAACGCUCUGGUUGAAAAACGCAAGGUCUCGUACGUCGCCUUGAGCUAUUGCUGGGGAGAAGGUGAACGCGUAAUGACCCUCAAGUCCAAUUAUAAGCAGCACCUGGACAGGUUACCACUGGAGAACCUACCCAAGACAUUCAGCCAUGCAUUCGAAGUCACCCGGAAGUUGGGGUUCCAGUUUGUCUGGACAGAUGCAUUCUGCAUGAUCCAAGACAGCCCUGAGGACAAGGAACACGAGCUGCCCAAAAUGGGCGACAUUUACCGCUACGCAGUCUUGACCAUCUGCGCCGAGGGAUCACCGAAUGCCCAUGCUGGGCUCUUUCAGCACAGGGAUGGUCGUACUGCCCGCCCAUGCAAGAUCAAGCUGAGCACAGCUCACACUGAUAACACAAUCAUCUCGUCCGUGGUGACUCUAUCCACAAAGUUUGUUCGGACGGACUAUCUCGAGCCGCGUGGCUGGAUUUUACAAGAGGAGAUUCUUGCGUGCCGGCGCCUGCUCUUUGGGACGCAGAUGAGGUGGAGCUGCAUCACUUCGACAGCAGAAGAGGUGCGGCCAUUGCCCCAGCCACGGCAAGGUUUGUUAACGGGUGGCCAGAGGAGUCCUGAAGACAAGCUCCGGAUGUGGCUGUACGAAGCGCCGCGCAUGCUCGCUGCGGUCCCUGAUCGUCUGCGGUCAUAUCGCUGGAAUCAUUUCGAUGCGUGGUACGGCGUGGUCGAAGUGUACAGUCUCAAACAGCUGACCUUCGCAGGCGAUGUCCUCGCUGCUGUCGAGGGGCUGGCUCAAAUGUUUGCUCAAGCACACAGAGUGACCUACCUGGAUGGGUUAUGGAAGGAAGACAUACAACUUGGUCUGGGCUGGUACGUCUGCAACAAUGAGAGACGCAAUGUGGCACUGUCCAGCGAUUGCUGGCCAUCGUGGUCGUGGGCGUCGGUGGGCAAGGUCGCGUUAAGGUUUCGCAAGUGGCAUACGCAGGCGGAGCACCUAGUGAACGAGGGCGCCCAGCUGGUCAAUGCCACACACGAAGGCACCGACCUACCGGAUGUCUCUGGUACGCUUAGAUUAAGAGCCAGAACAAUGGUUGCUGACGACCUGAGAUCGAUCCGCUCUUCUGGCCUGGUGCUUAAGUCGUCCGCUGCAGAACCUGGAGCCUAUACUCGUAAGGGGCUGGCGCUUUUCCACGAUGUCGAGGUCUGGUCGGAUCACCCUCUUGCCCGCCGAGACCACGAGCCGAUAUUUCUGAAGUGAGCAUGGGUGGAGCCUGGAUGUACUCGUCCAGUCCUUCUUGAGCUGUGGAAGGCACGCACCUUCCACUCCGUGGCCACAGUCUGGACUGGAAUGGGACUGCUCCUCCCGUUCGCGCACCCACGACUGUGGUCCGGCUCAUCAUCUGUUAUGGCUCGCCUUCUUCUGUGUCCAUAUGCUGCACAAACUAACCUCUGACAGGGCGAAUGGAAUCUUCUCUUGCCAAAGGCCGACUCUUGUCUUAUGAGCUCGUCAGCCAUCAUCUGCCAUCAUCACGUUUAACAUCGAGCAGCUCUCUGCGUGACGCUUUUUACGGCUGUCUUGGGCGAUAUCUGUCGCGCCUUGCUCGAGCACUGCCUGCACGGCUGAUUCACUUUGUGUGCACACAGCUGCCACUUGUGGUCAUA